CUAUGUGUGGUGAUAAAACUACCAUCAACAAGAUGGGCGAUCUAUUCGAUCUUGGCGAUUGAGAAAAUCUGAGGUCAAUUUCCACCGCUAAAUGUCUUGUGUAUAUCUAUCAACAUGGGUUGCUGUAAAGGAAAAUGUAAACUUUCGACAAGAUAUAUCCCUGUGACGAUUGCUUACAUCCUUGUCAUUGGUACCUCUGGUCUAUUUUUCGCGUUUCCGUUAAGAGAUCUGAUUGUUAAAUGUGAGUACCACCCGUCAAUAGCUGCCUUUGAUGGACUCCUAUUCCUGGUUGCCCUCAUCAACUUCCUACUAGCAACGUUUGUUGAUCCUGGAGUAUUCCCAAGAACUGCAGUUGGAGACGAAGACAGAGACGAUGACUUGAGGGCACCCUUGUACAAAACAGUUCAAAUCAGAGGUAUCCAAGUCCGUAUGAAAUGGUGUUCAACGUGUCGCUUUUACAGACCACCAAGAUGUUCACAUUGUAGUGUCUGCAACAAUUGUAUUGAGAGGUUUGACCAUCACUGUCCGUGGGUGAAUAACUGUGUCGGGAGGAGAAACUACCGCUACUUCUUUCUCUUUCUGCUCUCGUUAACGAUGCACAUGGUGUCCGUCUUCGUACUCAGUCUAAUCUACGUGCUGCAGGCCAAAGCUUCAAUCUCAGACUACCAAAAAAUUAUUUCUAUUGUAGUGAUGAGCGUAGAUGCCUUGUGCUUCAUACCAGUAAUAGUGCUUACCGUGUUCCAUAUGUCCCUCAUCUGUAAGGGCCGCACCACCAACGAGCAGGUAACAGGUAAAUUCCAGAGUGGUCAUAAUCCUUUUGACAAGGGAUGCUUUAAGAAUUGCAUGGAAGUCUUCUGUGGUCCACAGCCAGCAAGGUAUGUGGGUUUCAAAAGCAAACCAGUCUCGCUUGCUGCCAUGUACAUGCCGGUGCACACCACCUCCACGACAGGCAACGGCGUCACCGACAACCAGAUCCACGUCCGGGUGGAGAGUGGGAGAACGACGGUCACGCCGCAACACACGAUGACGCCGCAGCAGCACACGAUGGCACCAGCCGUCAAUAACAAACAACAUCAGGUACACUCUUCUGUAGGCAACAACCACACAGCACCUUAUUUCUCAGACAUCAGGAGAGAGGGUUUAGGGGAUGAGAGUCAGGGAGACGACUGCGAGGCCGAGCCACCACCACCACCACCAUCAUCGGUCAACCCCUACAACCAGGUCCACCUGUACCAACACCAGGACGUAGCUAGCUCAUCCCCUCAGACCGACAACAGGAUACGCUACUCAAGAAGGGACCCUCCUAGCUUCAGCAAUGAGAGCAAGUCAGCCACACCCUCGCACGGGAGCAGCGAACUGAUAAACAGUCCUGCAUCGCGGCGUAACAACCACCGCGAAUGGGACAUGAGCAGCACGCCUUCAUCAGGCAGUGUGCACAGUCCGCACAGGCAAAGCCCACGCAGCAGCUCAAAGGGCAACAAUGCGCACCACGCCAUGAAAACAAAUAAUGUGAACCACCAAGAGAACAACAUCCAUGCACAACACAACAAUCAUAAAGCAAACAAUGCCCCCAACCAUGUUAAACCCGAAAUGCAGCAUGUAGCCAUGCGGAAUCGGGAGGGGUCACGGCUCAGGCGUCCCAUCUCGUUCGUCACGGCGCUUAAGAUGAGCGAGGAGUCAGAGUCGAUGAUGCGCAGCCAGGAGAAACCAACGAACAGUGCCCCUGUGAGAAGUAAAUCAACCAAGGCAGACGUUGGACGCAACAACCACACAGCACCCACUGUCAAACGCUCCAAUACAAGUUUCAACUCUAGCCAUAAUGCCAGUCACAUAGUGCAAGUCAACGGAGAAGAUAGGACUCAAAUGAUGACUUACGAAGUGUCCGUUUGAGACACACCAUUUAUUACUGAAAUCUUCUCUCGCUUUUUCUCUGUUUUGUAGAUAAAUCAUUCUAACAAUGGUUAGGAAAUUCAAGUAAAUCAACUUCUUUCACAUACUGAGAAACACUUCACUUCCAGGGAGUUAUGCCUCCAUUACACAUUCUGAUCCAGCUAGCAUUAGAAAUAAUAUCAACUUCUUAAUUCUUCAUUGCUGUUUUCAAUCAGUCAUGCAAGAUUUACUAAUCUCUCUCUCAACAACUCUUAUUUUUAUAGUAGAGACAGACAACAAAUUGAAAAGAAAAAUGUGAUAUUUAACAUAUUUAGAGGAAGGCAUAAAGCUAACAGAAUUACUAGAGCGAUAUAAUUGUAUAUACCAGGAGCUGUUUUAUUUUUCUUGUGGAAUUGUUCAUUGCCGCUUACCUACCUGCUGAAAACCUCCACCUCGUCAAAACUUAUGCGGUCAAAUAAUCCCUUAGCUAGAUAUCAAGAAAUCUUACAAAAUGUGCAAGCCAUGUAUAAGAACAGGAUCCUAUCAAGAAUAAGAGGUUAUGAUCUUGCUCCAUUCAGUUCUUUACAGGUGCAUCAGGAGAUGUGGUCAUAGUGAAUUACACUCAUAUAUGCGUCAUACAUACUACAGUGAGAGCUGGGAAAUCCGGUGGCCAGCGAUCGGUCAUUUUGUGUCAGAAAUAAGACGGGAGGAGGGCAAAAUUUCCCACCCUGUAAUUUUUGUGCAGUGCUAUUUUUUUUAAAUGAUAUAAAUCCGAAUUCCUAUGUCUAUCAAUCUAUUGCAUGAAAUAGAUAUGAAGAUGGAUGGAGCCGUCAAGUUAUGAGGUUUGGUUUGUGGUAUUUUGGUUUCUGAAUCACAGUUUUCGGUAUCCUUUUUUUCCAAUUUUCGAAGGAUAGUUUGGAAACAUCCUGAAAAAUAACAUAUUUUGAAUUGUUGGAAUUCGAAAAAUGAAACAUUGGCUAUUGUAUCGUUUUGAUUCAAAUGAUGUGUCUUUGAAUUAAAGAAAAGCUAAGUGCAUUGAGAAGCCAAUCACUAAUUCAGCCUCAAUAUACAAGAGGGGCAGGAAUGAUUGAGAUUUUAAAAGUUCUAUAAAAAGCACGAUAAAGGAGAUUGUAAAAAGACCAAAAUCAUUAUCUGGGAUCUUUCAAAUAAUUAAGUAUUUUCAGAAACAAUUUUCUUUUAUUUAAGAAUUUUAACAAGAAGAGCAAUGAUUUCUAUCAAAAAUAUGAUGAACUUUUAAUAUCCAAGGGUUGAAAUAAUAGUUCUUAAAUAUAAAAAGUGUGUUAAAAGUUGCAGCCAAACAGCAAGCCAAAAACGGCCCCUUGAAAUUUCCAUAUCAAUUUUCAAAAGAGCUACUAUGAAAAAGUAAUAAAGUUUCGCACUGUAUUGGAAUGACAUAAAAAAUCACCACUGCCCUGCUGAUACAAUGUGGAAAAACUCACAAAAUUGCUGUGUGUGACAUAGACUUCUCAAUCAAAGUAAACAGAGGGGCGAUUCCAGGCAAUGUGUCUGGUAUGACAUUUCUUUUUUUACACAUAGUUCAUCCAUAAAUGAACGAGUAUUGUGGUGUGGCCAAUGAAACAUCAUGCUUUCUGCUACCAUUACAUAGACAUAGUUGUAUCUAGAGAUUCUUUUUUUCAUGGAUGAAAUACGUGGAUAUAUGGCAUAUGUCCCACAAGAUGCAUUGUAUGGAAUCGCCCAGAGAUAUGAUAACUAAAGGAUUCGUUGUUGUUUAUGUAGACCUUAUUUUUGCUAAAAGACAUUCUAAAGCUUAUACAUGGAAUUAAAACAGAGUAAGUCAAGUGUUAUGCUACAUGUCUGCACCCUUUAUGUCUGUUCUGUAACUUCACCAAAAUCAGUGUUUGGGUGUAUUUUCCUGUGGAGAAGUUGUAUUUUGUUGGAGGAAAAUGUCCAAGAAUUUGUCAAUUUGUGUACAGGUAGUGCUGAGUUGGAUGUACAAAAGGAAAUGCUUUCAGGAGAUCGGGGUGUUGGUGACGGUCAGAAAAUCACUGUGUUUCAUCAUCUCAUUACCUACAUUGCAUCUUCACACCGAUAUGAUCUUACUACUGUUUCUUUUGUGCCCUCAUUGAGCUGUUCGUCUUUGGAAAUCUGAAGUUUGUAGUCUUGAAGAGAAUACAAACUUUACUGAUGUUGUUCCAAUAGUCUUUGUAAAGAAAUGAGAAGAAAUAAAGUGGUAUAUAUCAGUUGUCUGGAUAAAUACAAAGAAUCUUGUAAUUGGAUAGUUUAAACUUAAUGCAAAUGAGUAUACUGUGAAAAUGAGCCUCCCUUAUGUUGUCAUGAAUCUGCAGACAUUUUUUUAAUUGCCUUUCCAUUUCAGGUACAUACUCUUCAUGUAUAUUCUUAAAUAUAUAGAUUGAGAGAGCAGAAUUUUUCCUCUCGAGCAAUGUCGUUAUUAUUGCAGUUACAUCUCAACUGUGAACUGCUCACAGAGCUAGGAAUUCAAAACAUUAUCGUAAAUUAACAGUCCUUUCGAAGUCUUUCAUUAGGUUCACCUGGGGCCCGUUUCACAAAGCCUUUUUUAAUGACAAAUGACAAAAAUCAGUGAAAAAUCUGUUGAUAACCUAUCAGAAGCAAGGAUUUCAGUAGCUUAUAACAAAAACUGUCAUAUGUCACUGAUGACAAGUUUUGUGCAACGCCCCCCAGGUUGUCCAGUAUUGAUUGAAGAGGUUGAGAUGUCAUUUUUAGUUGUAAUUCUCCAUAAUUUAUAAAGAAUGGUAAUAUUUAUUGAACUAGACUCAUAUUAACACAGGGUGUAAAUUAUUCUAAUGAACCAAUCAAGAUCUUAUCUCUUGACAAGAAACACAAGAGUUCCUACUUUUACGUCGUAUUUAUGUUCUGGUUGAGAUGUCAUUUUUAGUUGUAAUUCUCCAUAAUUUAUAAAGAAUGGUAAUAUUUAUUGAACUAGACUCAUAUUAACACAGGGUGUAAAUUAUUCUAAUGAACCAAUCAAGAUCUUAUCUCUUGACAAGAAACACAAGAGUUCCUACUUUUACGUCGUAUUUAUGUUCUGGUACAUUUGUAUAUUUUCUGCCUUUCUUUUGUAUUUAUUGUAAAGUAUGAUAUUUUCUGAAGAAAUGAAAAAUGAGUGAUUUUUCUGCUUCCCUGUAUUUAUGUGUCGUAUGUCAUGUAUUUUUUACUCGGUGUGUCGAGUUGUAGGUUCUUGGUCGAGACAGGUGCGUCUCGUCAGCACUGGACAGCUUUGGUCAAAUGCAAUGGGUUUAGAGUUACAUGUAUUAUGGUAACAAUGUAGUGAUUAGUGAAUUUUAUUAUGCUGUUAUUAAAGAACAUAUAGAUUGUUGUCGUAAAAAUAUAGAAAUAUAUACAAAUUCUGCGUUUUAAUUGUCUGUUAGUAGCCAGAAGGGUGUUAACUCCUAUAUACUUUAACACAGAUUAAACAUCCUUUUGACUACAAACAAUCGAAAUAGAGUCUCAAGAAAUGUCAUUCAGAUUGAACUAGUAUAUAUGCAAUUUUGAAUUAAAUUUUGUUUUGAUUGAUCAGGUAGAUGUCUUUUUAUUUAAACUUUUUUUGUAUGAGAAUUUUUUGGAAAAGGUUCACGGUGAUUGGUACCAUCAAAUAUACUCAUUUUGAAUUAAUAUUUGUAGGAAUAGUCCCUAUUCAAAAUUUGAAAUGAUCAAUAAUACUCAAAUUACAAUUCAUUUUUACGUUUGAAAUGCAAUCUGCAUUUCUCUAGCCAAAGUAAACCAUUGAAAUUUAUCAAGAGACUGUUCCCAGUGCAGAGCCUUUUUCAGACAUGAUACAGUGAACUGCCUCAGAAAAAAACUACUGCAACACAAUAAAAAUGUUUAAUGUGUAAACGAAUGACAAAUGGUGAAAACAAAGAAAAUAAGAACAUGAAACAUAGGCCCCCAUGUCUACUGUAAUCAUCUCUCUGUGGUAAUAUAUCGUCUGUUUGGAGCCAGAAGGGCUUUGACUGAUAUACUUUACAGCGUUAACAACCUCUUAGCUCACAAGUUAACACACUUCAGGAUCCAAACACAUGAUAUCUAUAUUUCAACCUCGGCAGUUCUGUCUAUCAAAUUUGAACCGACAAGUUCUUCAUAUUGGGUGAAUAUAUGAGAACGAUGAUAUGCAUGCAAUAUUUCCUCUGUUUAGAGCCACAAGGGUGUUAAAUCGCACUCUUUAUCACAGAGUUAACACCCUUCCAACUCUGAUCAAAUGAUUUGUUUCAUCAAAUUCAGGUAUUUGUAAUCUCAUGGCCUGCUUCUUCUCUAUUCAUCCCUGUUACAUUCAGGGGGCGUUUCAUGAAACAAUUAGUCAGUGGUUUCACCGACAAUUUUAUCGCACCGAAUAUUUUCCAGGCCUCUGAUUGGUCAAAUUUAGUCAGCGCUGACAAUUGUCGGCAGCCCGCGGACAAAUGUUGAUGAAACGCCCCCUGGUUGCCAUCCAUGCCAUAUGUUUUCAGCUAAGAUAAUACAUGUACCGGCAAUGGAAGUGCAGGAAAUGUGUAGGAAAGCAUGCAUGUCCUGUACGUAAUGAUAUUCUAAUGUACCUAUACCAUAUGCUGUGCAAAAAAAAAGGCUCAUGUGCAGGUAACAAAGUGUGUACAACACGGCUCAAAUGACCCCAAAUAUUCACAGAUCUGUUAAACACGGAGAAGUCAGACUUUGUGCAAUUUAGAAAAAUCACUGCCAAAGUCAUGGAGGUGUUUCAUGAAAAACCUUUGUUUGCCCUCCUGAGAAAAAAACUUCCACCUGUGUUCCAUAGAAUGUAUCGUGAGCCAUAAAUGAAUAGAUUACAUAACUUUCAUGAGCACAUAUCCAGUAUAUUUGUCCUGGUGGAUUUACAAUUUUGUACAAAUGACCAUUAUUUGCCCAAGCCCAGAUUGUAUCUACAAACUGGAUUAUUGGAAGCUCUCUAGAAUUGUACAGGUUUGACACAUGCUACACUAUUCUUCUUUUUUUCUUUUCCUUUUUUUUCCCCAUUUUUUUCUUUGUUGCUGCAUCAGUUAGGUUAGGCAGAUCAUUGCACCAUGACUGUGAGCAAGGCUUAAAAGUGUAAAUGUUUUAUGUUUUAUGUCAUUGAAGAGAAUGGAUGCAAAUGGGACACAGAAUUAUGUAUAUGUACUUGUAUCUGAAUAAAAGAUAAGAAAUAUAAGUUGUGUUGGUGGAUUUACAUCUCUAUUGAAGAACUAUGUGGGGCUUUUUUUUUUCCUCCUUUUUUCUGGUAAAGAAAGUAAGAUAAAUAAAGAAUUCAUUCUUACAAAGCUGUACAAACAUUUAUCAAAUGGUUAUAAUUCAUGAGAUGAGAAAAAAGAGUUCUUUUGUUUUUGUAAUAAACUGUCUAAGUGAUAUAAAGAAAUGAA
Strongylocentrotus purpuratus (purple sea urchin) is the source of this 7232-nucleotide messenger RNA. Its product is annotated as palmitoyltransferase ZDHHC5. The record is from RefSeq and is a predicted model, not a curated record. Gene Ontology annotation, molecular function: palmitoyltransferase activity. The transcript is spliced from 8 exons. Lineage: Eukaryota; Metazoa; Echinodermata; Echinoidea; Camarodonta; Strongylocentrotidae. The coding region runs from base 115 to 1890 and encodes 591 amino acids. Gene Ontology annotation, biological process: protein palmitoylation.